Messenger RNA from Sciurus carolinensis (gray squirrel), 1252 nucleotides. It is a transcript of the gene Tmem202, whose product is annotated as transmembrane protein 202. The transcript has 5 exons. Gene Ontology annotation, cellular component: plasma membrane. The record is from RefSeq and is a predicted model, not a curated record. NCBI's taxonomy places the organism in Eukaryota, Metazoa, Chordata, Mammalia, Rodentia, Sciuridae. The coding region runs from base 357 to 1028 and encodes 223 amino acids.
AUUUAGGACUGGGCCAAGGCCCGGAACCGAAGAGCACUUUACGGUAGCGUUGAAAGGCCUCAUCCAGGACAGCGCAGCCCGGCUGCGCGGCGGACCUGACAUGAUACCGAAAUUGGAAUUUGUAGGGGGAAAGGCUGUAGUGCCGGUGGGAGGUUUGGAUGUACUGGGGCCAAGGCCAUAGGGCCGUCGCCCAGGCCGCGAACGCUGCCGCCAGCAGCAGCGGAAACCAAAGCCUGGGGCCUGCCAUGGCUCGCCGGCGACCUCUCCCUACAGCCGACUGAGCCACGUGAGAUCCUGGUCAGCCCACCCUCCCUACGGACAAACAUCUGAGUUCCUCCCAGAAGCGGCAGCUGCAUAUGAAUCAGACCCGGUCCUACAUUCGAAUGUUCUGUGGCAGCCUCUGUACCUUUAGCUUCCUGAUGCUGAUUUCUUCGUCCCCAUUGAACUGGGUGCAGUUUCUGGUGACCAAGAGUGGCCUUGAACUCUACGCAGGACUCUGGACCUUAUGCAACCAUGAGCUGUGCUGGAACCACACACCCAAGCCACCCUAUUAUCUUCAGUAUUCCAGGGCAUUCUUCAUCAUCUCUAUCCUCAUCAUGCUUAUUAACCUUGGCUUGCUUUUCAACUCUUGCCUUCCUGGAAGAGCAAGCAUGAUCAGCAACUUGGAUCCGAAGGUAUCCAUGCUCAGCUUCAUCUCAGCUGUCUUCUUGCUCCUCUGCCUCAACCUGUUUCUGGCACAGGUUCGCUGGCAUACUAGGAAUAUCAUGGAGUCAGCUUUCCUGUGGACCUAUCAUAUGAAUUGGUGGUGUGACUUCUUAUAUGUGUGUGCUGGGAUCCUCUCUUUUCUCAACUAUGUAACUUUCAAAUAUGUUCCCCCUGGUAUAAGUUCCACUGUGACUCCGAAAGAGAGGUCAAGACUGGGGAUUGGUCCACUGUCAACAACAUUUUGGCCUGCUGAAGAUGAAAUGACAAGAUCUAACAUGAAAUCUCUAACUGAGAGAAAACUACCAAAUGCAGGACUGGAAUGACGUCCUAAAAACAGGGAGAAGUUAAGUUGGGAAUGAUUGUGAAAAUUCUAGGAAACCUCCCUUAUAUCAUGUCCAUGUUAUUGAAGGAGAUAGCAUUAAAGCUAAUUAAAUGUCUUUUGUGUGCUCUGAAUCAAAAAUAUGAAUGAUAUUCAUAAAUGAAGUAAUGAAAAUGCACUUAAGAAAAUUUUGAAAAGAAGAAAUCAAUGUUUAAGGUUAUAAAUAAA